Molecule: messenger RNA, 617 nt
Organism: Diospyros lotus (date-plum)
Lineage: Eukaryota; Viridiplantae; Streptophyta; Magnoliopsida; Ericales; Ebenaceae
Product: 60S ribosomal protein L6, mitochondrial-like
Exons: 2
Coding region: 163-471 (102 amino acids)
Biological process (GO): translation
Cellular component (GO): ribosome
Molecular function (GO): structural constituent of ribosome; rRNA binding
Source: RefSeq, a predicted model, not a curated record
UGUCAUUCCUUAUCGGCCAUUGACAACAGUUGCUUCUCUUGCCCCUUCACACUAAUCAGCCUGAGUUUCAUACGACAAUCAUUCGCUCAUACAAACAGAAGCUGUAGUCUCCCUUUUCUCUUUCAUACUCUCCAAAUCUACCCUUACAAGAAAGGUAUUGUAAUGGAAGCCAAGUUCUUUCGAUUCCUGAAAAUUGUGGGUGUUGGUUUCAAGGCUAGAGCUGAAUCAGAAGGCCGUCUAUUGUAUCUCAAACUUGGUUACAGCCAUGAUGUUGAACUGACUGUACCCCCAGCUGUGCGAGUGUUCUGUUUCAAACCCAACAUAGUUUGUUGCACUGGGAUAGACAAGCACAGAGUGCACCAGUUUGUUGCUGCUGUACGUAGCUGUAAACCUCCAGAAGUUUACAAAGGGAAAGGCAUAAUGUAUAUUGAUGAAGUUAUCAAGAAAAAACAGGGAAAGAAGUCGAAGUGAUCAUCAUCUUUUCUAGAUCUAAUCACUUUCCAGAAAUGUGCUGACAUUUGGACUCAAAAUAAUGCCUUUUUGUACCAUUAUCAAUUUUACUUUUACUUAUUUUGAAUUCUGAAUUGGUGCUUUGAAUUUUAAGAUUCAGCCUGGGU